Messenger RNA from Aspergillus chevalieri, 762 nucleotides. RefSeq lists its product as uncharacterized. Gene Ontology annotation, cellular component: cytoplasm. Lineage: Eukaryota; Fungi; Ascomycota; Eurotiomycetes; Eurotiales; Aspergillaceae. Gene Ontology annotation, biological process: protein depalmitoylation. The record is from RefSeq and is a predicted model, not a curated record. Gene Ontology annotation, molecular function: palmitoyl-(protein) hydrolase activity; carboxylic ester hydrolase activity. The transcript has a single exon. The coding region runs from base 1 to 762 and encodes 253 amino acids.
AUGCCCACCAAACCCCCCCACCCCUCCGACUUCCCCUCCCACCUCACCAUCACAAUCACCCCUCCCCAAUCCCCCACAUCCUCUUCUUCACAACCAACACCUAACAUUCUCCUUCUCCUCCACGGCCUUGGAGACUCCGCCCCCUCCUUCACACAACUAGCCCGCGCCCUCAACCUCCCCGAAACCACCAUCCUGACCCUCCAAGCCCCGCACCCGCUCCCCUUCGACCUACCCGGCUUCCACUGGGGUGACGACGUGACGUUCGAUAAUGCCGGCGGCCUAGAUAUGGACGCUGGGUUCGGCAGGGUGAUGAAGACGAUUACGGAGGAUGUGGUGAGGGGGGUUCUUGUGGGGAAGUGCGGGUAUCGGUUGCGGGAGAUAUUACUGCUUGGGCUUGGGCAGGGUGGGAUGCUUGGGUUGAGUGCUGCUAAGGAGUUGGGUUUGUCUGCGACGGGGGAGGAUAAGUGGUUAUCGGGGGUGAUUUCGGUGGGUGCGCCGUAUCCGUUGUCUGGGAGUACGGUGGUCGCGGCGAAGAAUCGGACGCCGGUGUUGUUGGUUUCGGGGAGGGAUUCGCCGGCUGUGACGGAUAGUGCUGUGUCGCGUACGAGGCAGGUGUUUGACUUUGUGGAGGUACACCGGUAUGCGAGGAAGGGUGAUACGAUGCCGCGGAAUCGCGAUGAGAUGUUGCCCGUUAUGCAGUUUUUUGCCCGGAGGUUGCGCAGUAGGCAGGGUGUUCCUGAGGGAAGUGUGGAGUUGACUUGA